GCUCUGCAGCAGGGACACCAUGUCUGUGCAUCCCUGCUGCGGGAGCUGGACACGCCCACCCGGACACGGAAGGAGACCCUGGAGCCAGCUGGCCUGUCCCAAGGUUCGCCGGAUCUUAGACAUCUGGGCUAGCGGCCGCGGUGUCCUUUCCCUACACUGCUUCCAGCACACGGUGGCCAUGGAGGCGUACACGCGGGAGGCCUGCCUGUUGGACGCCCUAGGUAUCCAGACACUGACCAACCAGAAACAGGGCCACUACUAUGGAGAGGCUGCCUACUGGCCACCCACGAAGCGGCGGCGCUUGGGGGUGUAUCUGCUGCACCGCGCUCUGCUAGUUUUCCUGGCUGAGGGGGAAGGAGAGCUGAGGCCGCAGGACAUCCAGGCCCGAGGCUGA
This is a messenger RNA of Chionomys nivalis (European snow vole), 394 nucleotides long. Its product is annotated as ankyrin repeat and LEM domain-containing protein 1-like. The coding region runs from base 20 to 394 and encodes 124 amino acids. Gene Ontology annotation, molecular function: endonuclease activity. The record is from RefSeq and is a predicted model, not a curated record. The transcript is spliced from 3 exons. Lineage: Eukaryota; Metazoa; Chordata; Mammalia; Rodentia; Cricetidae.